Neoarius graeffei (lesser salmon catfish) is the source of this 609-nucleotide messenger RNA. It is a transcript of the gene lin28ab, whose product is annotated as lin-28 homolog Ab. Lineage: Eukaryota; Metazoa; Chordata; Actinopteri; Siluriformes; Ariidae. Bases 1 to 609 code for a protein of 202 amino acids. The transcript has 4 exons. The record is from RefSeq and is a predicted model, not a curated record. Gene Ontology annotation, molecular function: nucleic acid binding; zinc ion binding.
AUGGGAGAAAUGGGGUCGGUUUUUGCUGAUUAUUAUAGAGGAGGCUGUGUGAAGACCGGAGAGGAAGAAACGCAGAACUCUGAGGACUCGGCCUCGUUCAGGGGCAGCGGCGUGUGCAAGUGGUUCAACGUGCGCAUGGGCUUCGGCUUCCUGUCCAUGACGAGCAGAGAAGGGGCUCAGCUCGAGCAUCCUGUUGACGUCUUCGUGCAUCAGAGCAAGCUUCACAUGGACGGCUUCCGCAGCCUGAAGGAAGGAGAGCCGGUGGAGUUCAUCUUUAAGAAGUCUUCGAAAGGCCUGGAGUCUCUGCGGGUAACGGGUCCUGGAGGGGCGCCGUGUUCAGGCAGCGAGAAGAGACCCAAAGGCGCCCAGAAACGGCGCUCUAAAGGGGAUCGGUGUUAUAACUGCGGUGGCCCGGAUCAUCAUGCCAAAGAAUGCCAGCUUCCCCCUCAGCCCAAGAAGUGCCAUUUUUGCCAAAGCAUGUCUCACAUGGUAGCCAACUGUCCAAUCAAAGCACAGCAGGCAUCGCUGGGAUCUCAGGGAACCCCCGUCUCACUGUCAGGAGAGGAAAUCGCGCGCCACACAGCCUCUCCACCGGAUACCUCCGAGUGA